Molecule: messenger RNA, 1997 nt
Organism: Alternaria rosae
Lineage: Eukaryota; Fungi; Ascomycota; Dothideomycetes; Pleosporales; Pleosporaceae
Product: fungal-specific transcription factor domain-containing protein
Exons: 3
Coding region: 260-1879 (539 amino acids)
Biological process (GO): DNA-templated transcription
Cellular component (GO): nucleus
Molecular function (GO): DNA binding; zinc ion binding
Source: RefSeq, a predicted model, not a curated record
CCCUACUCGUCCGCUACCGUAUCGCAAUGCAGACACUAACCAUUCCUGCCUCUGUCAGUAAACGUAAGCAGGCCUGUAAAAGCUGCCGGCAGCGCAAGAAGAGAUGCGAUAACACCCGAGUUGCUCGUUAUGCAAAAAGUUGAAUCUCAGAUGCGACUACACUGUCACGGCUUCAGUCCGAGAUGAUGAUACGUCAUCAACGAGCCGAACAGAGCAUCAUGUUUCGGCAUCACCGGUUCGAACGCAAGGCUUCGACACGAUGCUGGCUGAGUCACUGGACUUCAUGCAGUUCUCGGGCAUGAGCUUCGAUCUUCCCGGCUUCACUCUCUCAGAAUCUGUAGCUCCUAGUGCACAAUACCCUACUCCAGGAUUUACCGCAGAGCAUUCGGGUAGUACGCUAGGUUUGGAAAUAUUAGAGAGCCUUCAGCUACCUCCACGACCUAUCAUUCUCCAACUUGGAGAGCUCUUCUUCGAACAUCUGUACCAUAUAUUCCCUUGCUUCCACAAGAAGAGCUUUCUAGCGAAGCUUGAAUGUGGCGACUUGGAGAAAGAUGCACCGCUUCUCCUAUAUGCCAUGUGCAGUGUAACAGCCAGAUAUCACCCAGAAACCUCGAUUCGAAAGCGCUCGAAAGAAUGGUACGAACAAGCACGCUUUUCCUACGAUUUGACCAGGCGAAGACCAGACCCGGCUGUGCGCACGAUACAGGCCGUACUACUUCUUGUCUUUCAUGCUUGGACCAUUGGCGACUACUCUACUAGUUGGCUUUUCUUGGGGAAAGCCUGGAGACAGGCUGUCGUGCUCGGCUUGAACCGCAUGGAUGCUAGCGACCACCUCUCUGAGACAAGAGCCAUUAGCGAAUACUCAUGUGCUUCUGGUAAAAUCGACAUUGAGUCAGCACUCGAGCGAGAAGAAUCCCGACGAGCACUUUGGCUACUCUUCAUCAUGGAUCGAAUGCAUGCAUGGCCAACGGGUUGGCCCAAUGCUAUACCAGAGAUACAAUUCAAGGUCGAUAUACCGGUUGCCGAAGCGAUUUUCCAGGGCAUGAACCUUGAUCUGAGGGAUAGCCCCUUCGUCAACGUACCGUUUACGAGGAACAUGUCGCGUCUCGUAAACGCCGUAUCGGUUUCCAAGGACUCACCGAACGUUUUCCACUAUGUGAUUGUAGCACACGUCCUGCUUGGCCGAGUCUCCGAACUGGUGCACUCUCUCCACACCUCUCCAGACAGCCUUGAAUACGCUGAAGAUUGCACGGAAUUAGACGACAUGAUUGUCAAAUUUCAUCUCAGCCUCCCGCGCACAGCGAGUUCGAUCCUGGAAGCGUCACCGGCUGACCGCGGUCAUGUCGCAUGGCUACACAUUAUCCUGAACACUAUGACUAUUCUACUUCAUUACCGACGUAAUAAAAAUGUAUCAGUCGAGGAAUCGGCUUCGCAGUUCACGCUUGCUGUGAUAGCGGCUCGGAAUGUUGCGCAAAUCGUCAAAGAUGCAUCGCGCAUUUCCAUCGAUCUUCUACUCUCUGCACAUAUCGCGUCGUCGCUAUAUAUUGCAGCCUGCGUACUCGUUAUUCAGUGGCGUCUUACCGGCGACAGUAGCUUUAAAGAGGACGUAGACUUGAUCGCACUUCUAUUCGGACGCAUGGAUGAAGUGUUCAGCUUUCUGGGUUUGAAGUUCAAGAUUGCGCUUGAGCAUGAUGUGCAAAAAAGCCUUGAAGACCUACAAAGUCUGCGGAAGCGGGGCUUUAAGGGUAUGUUGGCUGAUUGCACCAAGUGGACUCAUGUCAGAGAAGAAGUCGAGAGAAGGGUACCGACCAACAAUCGUCCGCCAUCACUAUUCACCUGCGUUCCAUUCGCGAACCGAUCCUUCAUAAUCCAGCCAUAAGCCUCCGCAAUAUCUUCUGGCCGCCCAAAUUCACCCGUCAGGCUGAACCCUUUCUUCAUCUUCUCAAUCGUCUCAGGGGAAGAGCUUCCCAAGAAAUCUUGGAAUAACUCCGUAUGGA